Labeo rohita (rohu) is the source of this 1221-nucleotide messenger RNA. RefSeq names its product double-strand break repair protein MRE11. The transcript has 9 exons. Gene Ontology annotation, molecular function: 3'-5'-DNA exonuclease activity; DNA endonuclease activity; manganese ion binding. Lineage: Eukaryota; Metazoa; Chordata; Actinopteri; Cypriniformes; Cyprinidae. The record is from RefSeq and is a predicted model, not a curated record. Gene Ontology annotation, biological process: mitochondrial double-strand break repair via homologous recombination; mitotic intra-S DNA damage checkpoint signaling; double-strand break repair via homologous recombination. The coding region runs from base 1 to 1209 and encodes 402 amino acids. Gene Ontology annotation, cellular component: Mre11 complex; nucleus.
AUGGUGGAUAAGGCAGGGGAUUACCCUAACGAUGCAGUGCGAAGAGCCGCUUCAACGAGCUGCAGCACGGCAGGUAUAAACACAAGCAUAGACAUAGACGUGCAGUGUGUGGUUGACUUUGUUUUGCUGGGUGGGGAUCUGUUCCAUGACAAUAAACCAUCCCGCAAGACAAUGCACUGCUGCAUGGAGGUGAUGAGGAAGUACUGCAUGGGUGACCGGCCAAUCAUCUUCGAAAUCCUUAGUGAUCAGGCUGUCAAUUUCAGCCACAGCAAAUUUCCAUGGGUGAACUACUUGGACAGUAAUCUCAACAUCUCUAUCCCUGUCUUCAGUGUGCAUGGUAACCAUGAUGACCCAACUGGGGCAGAUGGCCUAUGUGCAAUAGACCUGUUGAGCUGUGCUGGUCUGAUCAAUCAUUUUGGUCGCAGUCGUUCAGUGGAGAAACUUGAGAUCAGUCCAGUUCUUCUGCAGAAAGGAAACACCAGGAUUGCACUUUAUGGCAUUGGUUCCAUUCCAGACGAGAGACUCUACCGGAUGUUUAUCAAUAACCAGGUGACCAUGCUUCGACCCAGGGAGGAUGAAGAUGGCUGGUUCAACUUAUUUGUCAUCCAUCAAAACAGGAGUAAGCAUGGGGCAACUAACUACAUCCCAGAACAGUUUUUGGAUGAUUUCCUGGAUUUGGUGGUGUGGGGUCAUGAGCACGAGUGUAAAAUUGCUCCGGUCCGUAAUGAACAACAGCUCUUCUAUGUCACACAACCCGGCAGCUCCGUCAUCACCUCACUAUCACCAGGAGAAGCAGUCAAAAAGCACAUUGGGCUGUUGAGAGUGAAAGGUAAAAAAAUGAAUCUUCAGAAAAUUCCUCUACAGACCGUCAGGCAGUUCUUCAUUCAGGAUGUGACACUCUCAGAGCACCCUGACCUUUUCAGCCCAGAGCAACCCAACGUCAUGCUCAAAGUCAUGGCUUUCUGCCAGGAAAAGGUUGAAGAGAUGCUUGAAGAGGCAGAGAGACAGAGACUUGGAAAUCCUCUAACUCCUGAGAAACCUCUCAUCAGACUACGAGUGGAUUAUAGUGGGGGUUUUGAAGUCUUUAACACUAUGCGGUUUUGUCAGAAGUUUGUCGAUCGAGUGGCAAAUCCUAAAGACAUCCUGCACUUUAUCAGACACAGAGAAGCCAAAGACAGCCUUAAAGGCAAGUCACACACAUCUUCUUAAGUAAUAAGGUAU